This is a messenger RNA of Blastocystis hominis, 678 nucleotides long. RefSeq lists its product as hypothetical. Gene Ontology annotation, biological process: protein dephosphorylation. Bases 1 to 678 code for a protein of 225 amino acids. The transcript has 3 exons. Lineage: Eukaryota; Bigyra; Opalinata; Blastocystidae. The record is from RefSeq and is a predicted model, not a curated record. Gene Ontology annotation, molecular function: protein tyrosine/serine/threonine phosphatase activity.
AUGGAUCAGGGUUCCUUUAUUGACGGCGGUAUUUAUGUUUGGCUACACCAAAACGGCAUUCGACUGGUGGUAAACUGCUGUGAACAGUCGUAUCAACUCGAAGAUUCAUCGAUUGAAGUGGUUCGCCAUAAUGUCACUAACCACGGAAGCCUUUCUAUUUUGGAUCAUGUAAACAAUAUAAACAAGAAGAUCCAAGAUGCAUUGGAUAAGGAUAAGAAUGUUCUUAUUCACUGUACUUUGGGACAAACCAGAUCCUGCUCUUGCGCUAUUUGCUACUUUAUUUGGAGGGAUCGCUGCCCUUAUGAAGAGGCCUACAAACUAGUGGAAAGCCACCGGCCAGAAAUCGAUAUUCCUUACCAGAUGGAGAUCUAUCUGCGUGAAUAUGAAAACCAGCUUCUUCGUGGUUCUGUAAACAAAGACAUCGAUCGAAUCGAUCCAAACUGCCAAAUCGAAAUAGCGACGGAGGAAGAUGUGGACAUGGAAGCACUUACUUCCAAGAUAAAGGAACUAACGAAUGGGGUGAAGUUCUGCGGAGUGGAGAAGCGUGAUGGAUUCUAUGGUGGAGUUAUCGUAGGCGUGAAUGCUUUUGUUCCGGAGUCGAUCCAAACAAACAUCGAAGACACUUUGCAAGAACUAUUCCAAGAGCUGCCUGUUCGCAGCGUGCAUAAAUCGAAAUAG